UGACCGCGGGUGUGGCCUACGCCUUCUGGACCUACGUCUCCACCUUGAGCCCCACACCAGGGCCACACCUGCCAGGAUCCAGGGCCGCGGCUCCGGCGCGCUCGCGCGCCGGGGAGAGAAGAACUGUGGUGGUGGCGAUGGAGAGGGGGAAGGCGAAGAGGGAGAAGGAAAGCUUUUCUUCUUCGAGCAGUAGGGAAACGGUAAAGAUAGAGAAGGAAAAAAGGAAAGAAGGGGAAGUAAAAAACAAGGGGAAAGAGAGAGGGAAGGAAGAGGAGAAGAGGAAGUCUGUAGAGGUGAAAAGCAAGAAGGGGAAAGAGGCAGGGAAGGAAGAGGAGAAAAGGAAGGAUGUAGAGCAGAAAGGCGACAAUGGGAAAGAGAAAGGGAAGGAAGAGGAGAAAAGGAAGAGUGUGGACAUGAAAACCAAAGAGAACGGGAAAGGAAGGGGAGAGGAGAAAAGGAAGAGUGUGGACGCGAAAAUCAAAGAGAACGGGAAAGGGAAGGGGAAGGAAGAGGAGAAAAGGAAGAGUGUGGACGUGAAAACCCAAGGGAAUGGGAAAGAGAAAGGGAAGGAAGAAAAAAAGAAAAAUGUGGACGUGAAAAACAAGAAUGGGAAAGUGAAGGAAGUCAAGGAGGAACAAGGGACGAAGAAAGAGAGUGAGGAGGAACAGGUACCCGCCACCGCCACCACCUCCGCCACCGCCGCCGCCACCGCCGCCGCCGGUAAGAGACCUGGGACCGGGACCCUCGCCUCCGAGGCCAUUGUGGGCAUCCAGACCCGCCGGCUCUGUUACGUCGCCCCCCAAAACAGCAAGCAGAUCCUAGUACUGGGCUUGGAUGGAGCAGGGAAGACCAGUGUCCUCCACUCGCUGGCUUCCAACAGAGUGCAGCACAGCCUGGCACCUACCCAAGGUUUUAAUGAAGUUUUCAUCCACACUGAAGACAGGCAGAUGGAGUUCCUAGAGAUUGGUGGCAGUGAGCAAUUCCGCUCCUACUGGGAUAUGUACCUGCCCAAGGGAUGGCUGCUGAUCUUUGUGGUGGAUUCGGCUGACCACAAACGGUUACCAGAAGCCAAGAAAUACCUUCAUCAGCUAAUUGAACCAAACCCAGCACUCCCUCUGGUCGUGUUUGCCAACAAACAGGACCUUGAAGACGCCUAUCACAUUACAGAUAUCCACGAUGCUUUGGCACUGUCUGAAGUGGGGAAUGACCGGAAGUUGUUCUUGUUUGGAACUCAGGUGACUGAGAACGGCUCAGAGAUCCCCUCCACCAUGCAAGAUGCCAGAGACCUGAUUGCACAUCUGGCCGCAAAUAUGUAGAAGUGACU
Messenger RNA from Phodopus roborovskii (desert hamster), 1324 nucleotides. RefSeq names its product ADP ribosylation factor like GTPase 9 (gene Arl9). Gene Ontology annotation, molecular function: GTP binding; GTPase activity. The transcript is spliced from 5 exons. Lineage: Eukaryota; Metazoa; Chordata; Mammalia; Rodentia; Cricetidae. Bases 138 to 1316 code for a protein of 392 amino acids. The record is from RefSeq and is a predicted model, not a curated record.